This is a messenger RNA of Mytilinidion resinicola, 945 nucleotides long. RefSeq lists its product as uncharacterized. The coding region runs from base 1 to 945 and encodes 314 amino acids. The record is from RefSeq and is a predicted model, not a curated record. Lineage: Eukaryota; Fungi; Ascomycota; Dothideomycetes; Mytilinidiales; Mytilinidiaceae. The transcript has 2 exons.
AUGGUUCUCUGCUGUCAUGGCUUCUUAAAACUCGGAGCAAACAGGUUUGACAAUCUUCGACCCGAUUAUGACCACCCGAAGUCGCGGGUUUUCAGCCAAUUAGCAGCCGCCAAUAUCAUUUUCAGUCAAACCUUAGAGGUGCGUCGACAUUGUCGAAUUCGACCUCUCUCUGACCUCCCCUCUUGGGCUCCCGACUGGUCUGUGAGUGAUAGCGCAGCUCUCCUUCCCGCUCACAACUACAAUCAUACGUGGAAUGAUGCCGAAUAUAAAAGCAAGGAGGAGGAAUCCGACGAUGACAGCCAGGAGGAGGAACCUAAACAUGAAGGCCAAGAGUGCACAAUCGAUAUUGAGAACAAGGCAACCAAUGCCCUAACCGAUCCCAAAUUUGUUACGGAGCCAGCCGAGCAGGUUAAAUCACACAUGGAGCUAAAUGGAUAUCCUCGCAGGACCAAUAUACGGACUUGUGACCUCUGGGCUGACAUCCCAUCCCUAUCAAUCUCAGGGGAUAUGCGAACACUUACCGCGCAUGGCUUUAUUUGGGACAGUAUGAAAAUAUUAAGUGAUCCGUUUCCUUCAGACGUCAGCAAACAGUGGCAAAAUGCCACUCACUUCAUGAUCAACGUAGGCCAAUGUAAAGCUAUCCUAGACUCGCUCUCAGAUCACCCAAAUCCCUACCAAACUGCUCGUCGACGAUUGGAAUCAUUAUGGCGGACUCUGCGCGCGGACCACUCGGGCGAAGACGAUUAUCCCAUACCAGAUUACCUAUUCCAGCCGGACGAAGAGGAGCGCCGCGUCGGGUUCCAGGACUGGCUUCCGCCUAUCCCUAAGAAUUGGAUUCCACGAACACCUCAUGUAUCUAGUAUCUGGACUGAUCCAAGUACCGCAAGGCCGUGCACACCUACCUCGAAUUGGACGAGAUCGCCGAAGAGGAACACUUUGAUGUAG